Rhinichthys klamathensis goyatoka is the source of this 27009-nucleotide messenger RNA. It is a transcript of the gene macf1a, whose product is annotated as microtubule actin crosslinking factor 1a. Gene Ontology annotation, cellular component: microtubule; actin cytoskeleton; keratin filament. The record is from RefSeq and is a predicted model, not a curated record. Gene Ontology annotation, biological process: wound healing; intermediate filament bundle assembly; regulation of microtubule-based process. Lineage: Eukaryota; Metazoa; Chordata; Actinopteri; Cypriniformes; Leuciscidae. The coding region runs from base 757 to 25638 and encodes 8293 amino acids. The transcript is spliced from 102 exons. Gene Ontology annotation, molecular function: calcium ion binding; cadherin binding; microtubule binding.
CGCAGGCACUGCGGGAAGAAUAGAGAAACCUGAACCCCAUUCGCACUGGGGAAAAUAGAGGGAGGAGUGAGACACACGCCGUGUGAUUAUUAUAGACGCGGCCAUUACAUUGAGCAGCACGGAUGGGGAAAAAAAACAUAAUAAAGCUGGUACCGGCGAGUCAAGACCGCAUCGGCAAAGGAAUAUAAGAAGUACCGUCCGGAUACCGUUUCAUUGAGGCCUCAUAUCUGCUUUCGGAAGGAGUCGAACGGACCGCCCACCGCACACAGACACACACAUACUUGAGAAGCGCACACAUAUAAACCCAAUCACCGGCCCGCACGCGCUACAAUGGACUUUAAAUACGAUAACCGUUGGGAUUCUGAUCUAAACCAAUGAAAUAUGGGUUUAUUUAGUAGUACAUCUAGAUUUGAACAUUUUCAAGCGUUUAACCGUAAUAUAUGAUAAGGGAUAUUUACUACUCUAAAGAUAGAUAUUUACGCAUUUUUAUUUAUCUAAUCUUGUUUUGACCGCACAUAUAGGAACCGCAGGUCCAGAGUAGCUUUGUUUCACUAGAUUUAUUUAAUUCGCCGUGUUUACGAACACCAAAAAUAAUAUAAUACGCGUUAGAAACACACUGAAACGUGAGUCGGUAUCCACUGUGGAUAUUUACCGCAAAACGGACUUGACAGCUGUUGUCGGACGACCGGGUUCCACCGUCCUGGAUUACUCCAUCAGCGGGCCGCUGUGAGUCGGCCAGCGGGAGUGAGAGACGCUAUGGCCGGCUUCGUCCCGGGCUUACUCCCGGUGAAUCACUCCCAGGAGAAGGAGUUCGCACAGGCGUAUGAGGAUGUGCUGGAGAGAUAUAAAGAUGAACGAGACAGGGUGCAGAAGAAAACUUUCACAAAAUGGGUCAACAAACAUCUCAUAAAGGUGCGGAAGCACAUCACAGACCUGUAUGAGGAUCUAAGGGAUGGGCAUAACCUUAUUUCCCUGCUUGAGGUGCUGUCUGGUGUCACAUUGCACAAGGGUGUGUCAACUCUGCGGAGAACGUCUGUGUCACGCGCACCCCCACUCAUCCUGAUGGGUGGGGAGGAUGAGGAGGAUGGAGCUCAGGGACCCAGGGAAAAGGGUCGCAUGCGAUUUCACCGACUCCAGAAUGUGCAGAUUGCCUUGGACUUCCUCAAGCAGAGACAGGUCAAAUUAGUGAAUAUACGCAAUGAUGACAUCACAGAUGGGAACCCAAAACUGACACUGGGAUUGAUCUGGACCAUCAUUCUUCACUUCCAGAUUUCUGAGAUCUAUGUGAGCGGUGAGUCAGGUGACCUCACGGCGAAAGAGAAGCUGCUAUUAUGGAGUCAACAGGCUACAGAGGGCUACCCCGGUCUCCGCUGUGCCAAUUUCUCUUCCAACUGGAGCGAUGGACGCUUGUUCAAUGCUCUUCUGCACAGAUACAGGCCGGACCUGAUAAACAUGGAAGUGGUUGCGCAACAAAGUAACCGUGAGAACCUGGAACAGGCCUUUGAGAUUGCAGAGUCGUUGGGGGUAACAAGACUUCUAGAUGCUGAAGAUGUUGAUGUGUCGUCGCCAGACGAGAAAUCUGUCAUCACGUACGUCUCCUCCAUCUACGAUGCUUUCCCCAAGAUCCCAGAGGGUGGAGAAGGCAUUGCAGCUCAUGAGGUUGACCAGCGAUGGACAGAGUACAAAUCUGGCUUCUCUUCUCUGCUGCAGUGGACCAGGCAACAUACGGCCCUCAUGGCCAAUAGGAGCUUCCCCCACAAUCCUGUGGAACUCAAGGCACUUUACAAUGAAUAUGUACACUUCAAAGAAACUGAGAUCCCCGCAAAGGAAAGAGAGAAAAGCCACAUUGAGCACCUUUACAAGCUUCUGGAGGCAUGGAUAGAGUUUGGGCGCAUUAAGUUGCCUCAAGGGCUACACCCUAAUGAUCUGGAGGAGGAAUGGGGAAAACUGAUCCUGGAGAUGUUGGAGAGAGAGAAAGCACUGAGGCCUGCUGUGGAAAGGUUGGAGUUACUCUUGCAGAUGGCCAAUAAGAUCCAGAACAUGACUCUAGAUUGUGAGGAGAAACUCACACUGGCGAAGAACACUUUGCAGGCUGACAUGUCUCAGCUAGAGAAUGGGCAGCCAGUGCGGUGUGAGAAUGAAUUGGGGUUGUAUGUGCAGGACUGUGAGGCUCUUGUCAGACAGCUUCACCUUGACCUGCAGGUCCUUCGAGAUGAGAAGUACUACCAAGUGGAACAGCUGGCUUUCAGGGUGUCAUGUCUGCAGGAGGAGCUGGUCUCUAUGCGCCUGCAGUGUGCCAGUGUGUACAGGAAGGGUCAUUUCUCCACGGGGGGUCUGCUGGGAGAGCACGUGGGUCAGAAGGGGUCACCAGGAGGUCUGGCUACACUCGGAGCACAGACACUCCUGGGAGCAGUGGGUGCUGCGGCGUCUUUGCUCAGGCGGCCGAUGUCUCGUGCAGAUCUGGUAGCCAUGUCCUCCUCUGAAGAUGAAGGCAGUCUGCGCUUCAUCUAUGAGCUUCUGGGAUGGGUUGAAGCGACACAGGACCUACUGGAGCGAGCCGAGUGGGGUUCUGAUCUGCCGUCUGUAGAACAACACCUGCAGGACCACCACAUCAUUCACACAGCAGUGGAGGAUCUACUCAGUAGCCUCAAAGAGGCUCGAAAUUAUGAGUCAAGGGUCUCGCCUAAUUUACGUAGCAGUUACUCUGAGACGCUGUCCAAGUUGGAGAACCAGUAUUGCAAACUGCUGGAACAUUCGUCAUGGCGACUGCGUUGCCUGGAGAGCCUUCGAGCUUUUGUGUCCCACUGCACCGAGGAGCUGAUCUGGCUCAAUGAGAGGGAGGAGGAGGAGCUGGCCUUCGACUGGAGUGACGGCAACACCAACAUGGCUGCCAAAAGAGAGCAAUAUGCUGACAUGAGGUCAGAGCUGGAAGAAAAACAGGAAGUGAUGCGCUCCCUCCAGGAGACAGCUGACCACAUGUGUCAAGAAAACCACCCAGCCAAACAAACAGUGGAGGCCUACAGUGCUGCCCUGCAGACGCAGUGGCAGUGGAUUAAAGAGCUCUGCAUAUGUGUGGAGCAGCACCUCAAGGACAACACUGCCUACUUCCAGUUUAUGAGUGAUGCACGGGACUGUGAAAGCUUUCUACGUCAGCUACAAGACACCAUUAAGAGACAGUACACCUGUGAUAAAAACAGCAGACUUGGCAGAUUGGAGGAUCUGCUGCAGGACUCCAUGGAGGAGAAAGAACAAUUGAUUGAAUACCGCAGCACAGUGGCCAGCCUUGUAGGCCGGGCCAAGUCUGUAGUCCAGCUCCGCCCACGCAGUGCAGAGAGUAACCUGGGCACCACCACGCCCAUCCGUGCCAUCUGUGACUACCGACAAAUAGAGGCCAACUCUCAGAUCACAAUCAGCAAAGGAGAGGAAUGUGUAUUGGAGGAUAACUCUCAGAGGACUAAGUGGAAGGUCAUCAGUCCUCAAGGAAAUGAGGCCAUGGUGCCAUCUGUGUGUUUCACCAUUCCUCCCCCUAACCAGGAAGCCAUCGACACUGCCAGCAGAAUGGAGCAGAUGUACCAGAACGUCAUGUCUCUAUGGCACCAGCUGCAUGUUAACAUGAAGAGCGUAGUCUCCUGCCACUACCUGCAAAAAGACAUACUAAAUAUUUCCUCCUGGAGUCUGGACACAAUGCGCUUGCAGGCCCCAACAGAGAGGCAGCAGGCUUUAAACAACCUGGACGCCCACUUGUCCGACUUCCUUACGGACAGUCGUGAGAGCGCACUUUUCACACCGACUGAACGGUGUGAGCUAGAGAGAGAAGCUGAGGACUGCCGUGAACAUUCCCAAACGCUGCUGGUUUCUUUGGAGACAGUGGAGAAGGAUGAGUUGGCCUCUCGUGCUUACCUCUCAGAGCUGCAGAGCAUCAAGUCGCACCUAGAGGAGGCAGAGAGCAGGCUGAUGCACGGCAUACAGACUCCACACCCCAGCACAAUAUCAGGAGAUGUCGCAGACAAUGCAGUUCACAUAGCAGAGCAAGAGAAGCUACAGCAGGAUCUAAAGGGUCUUCAGUCAGAUUUGGGUGAGGUGUCUCGUCGCUGCGUGAGCUUCUUUGAGGAGAAGCCUACCUCUUCCAGUGUGCCUGUCCUACGCUCUGAGCUCAACCUGGCCGUAGAGCACAUUGAGAAACUCAACUCCCUCUCCUCCGUUUAUCUGCAAAAACUGAAGACGGUAGAUGUGUUGAUGAGAAGCCUGCAGGCUGCAGAAAGUCAAGUGAGAAAGAAUGAGAGUCGACUGAGUGAAGAGGAUAUUGUGCCUGCUGACACUGCUGCAAUCCAGGCCUUGGGAGAGCAGUUAAAGAAAUGGCAUUCAGAGCUGGAGGAGCAGGAUCACAUAUUCCAGAGUUUGAGUUUAGAGGUCCAGCAGGCUAGAGAGGUCGGAAGCCAGCUCAGCCAGUUACACUCUGACCGCAGCCCUGAACUGGACCGCUACCAGGAGAAAGCACACCAGCUCACUGAGAGGUGGAGCGGAGUGCGCAGGCAAAUGGAGACACGGCAAGCGGAUCUUGAGGUGUUGGGUUCAGUGCUGCAGCAGUACAGAGAAGGGCACAACUCUCUCAUCUGCUGGAUAGAGGAGACCACAGAAAAACAGGAGAACACACAACCCGAGCAGACCGACAGCAGAGCUUUGUCAGAACAGCUCGCACAGCAAACGGCCUUGGUGGCUGAGAUCGAACAGAACCAGGUCAAACUGGAUGAGUGCCAGACGUACUCUAAACAGUACUGCGCUGCUGUUAAGGACUAUGAACUCCAACUUAUGACAUUCAGAGCUUUUGUUGAAUCAACCCAGAAGUCCCCUGUGAAAAGGAGGAGGAUGCACUCUUCAUCAGAUGUCAUCACACAGGAGUUUAUGGAUUUACGCACACGCUACACAGCUCUCGUUACCCUGACAACGCAACAUGUCAAGUAUAUUAGUGAUGCACUACGACGAUUGGAGGAGGAAGAGAAAGAGGUGGAAGAGGAGAGGCAGGCACGAGUGGGGCAGGUCUCAGAGAUGCUUGGCUGGGUCAAGGGCCUACAGGAGCGCGCUGGAAGAUCUGCCGAGCCAUCACUUGCUGCACAGCAGGCUAUUAGUGAGCAGUUAGCAGCUAAAAAAGAGGAAGUUGCUGAAGCUAUCAGGAGCACACAAGUCUUCCUGAUGUCGAAGCAGGCCAGCAAGCUAUCGUCUGAAGAGCGUGCCCAGGUGGUCUCGCAGCUGGAUGAGCUGAAAGCCAACUACACUCAACUGUGUGACAGUUCUGCCACACAGUUGCAAAAACUGGAGGAGCAGCUGGCCAAAGAGGAGAAGCACAAGGAUCAGAAAGUCAUCGCUGGAGUAAUUGACCUUGGCACCAUGGAAACCUUUCCAGUUUUUCAGGCAGCACAGCGUGGCCUCAUAGAUCAAGACACCUGUCAUGUACUGUUAGAGGCACAGGUUGUCAUGGGUGGUCUACUUCAGCCUGACUCCCCUGAUUACCUGUCAUUAGAUAAAGGUCUUUCCAGUGGUUUAAUUGAUAAACAUGCCUACCAAUCACUGAAAGAUUUAGAGACUGCCCUUUGUCUUGUCAACACAGCAAAAUUUGCUGAGUGUCAGGAAUUACCAGUAGCCACUGCUGUGAAAGAAGGUGUCAUAAAGGAGCUGGUGGGGCUCCGUAUACUUGAGCUACAGAUAAGCACUGGCGGCCUGAAGGUUGGUUCCAAUGGAGAAAUGAUCAGCCUGGAUAAUGCAAGGCAGAAGGGAUUGCUAUCUACCGAUCUUUGUCAAAAGCUGCAGUCCUGUCUGUACCGACGAGAACUUAUUGAUCCAAAUACAGCAGAAAAACUAAGUCUGGUUGACUUUCAACAGCGUUGUGUUUUCAAUCAGGAGACGGGUCUGCGCUUUUUUCCAAUUAAACAGAAGCCAGGAGGAACUGUCUGCUUAUGUUCUGGCAGAAAGGUGGGAAUAUUCCAUGCUGUUCAAGAGGGCCUCAUCGACUGCCAUGUCACAGUUCGACUUCUGGAGGCUCAGUUGUUUGCUGGAGGUAUCACAGAUCCCCGGUCAGGACACAGAUUGACUGUUAAUGAGGCUGUCCAACAUGGCCUGAUGGAUCAGGACUUGGCCUGCACCCUCAUGACACGACAACUUCAAGCAGGCGGAAUAAUAGAUCCAGUCAGUGGGGACCGUCUAGAGCUGGAUGAGGCCAUUCAAAGAGACCUCCUCUCUCCUCGCAUAGCCUUACGUGUACUGGAAUCUCUACAGUCUUUUUCAGUUAUACUGUGGCCAGAAUCAGGAGAGCUGCUUCCUGUAAGUGAAGCACUUCAGCAGGGUGUCGUCAGUAGAGAGCUUGCUGCAAAAGCCCUGAGAAAACGUUGUUCUGUUGGUGCAAUAUAUCUGCCUGAGAGUGGACAGGUGGUCCCUCUGCAUCAAGCUGAGAAGAUACUUCAGCCUCAGGCAGUGGAGAUCCUAAAACAGACCCAGGUUCCAGAUGUCCUUUCCCAUGUGACUCAGUCAAGUUCCUCAUAUAUGAAGCGAUUGAGUUCAGGAUCUGCCUAUUCUUCAUCACCCUCUGCCACAUGUGCAGGUUUCAAUUAUGAUUUUUCCAUCACAGAGGAAGGCAGGUCAGAAGAGCAGGUUCAAAACCAACUUCUCACUCAAGUUAUGACACACAGCUACAUUGAUGCUCACUCAGGAGAACGCCUAGUACUACUAGAACCAGAAUUGGUAGAACUACUAUGUGAAAAAGUUAAAACCACAAACCUUGCCAGACAGCUCCAACACAAAAUCUCUGACAACAUUAGAGUUACAGUGGACAGCAUAGCUAUGAGUGGGAUUGAAAAAGAUUUGGAAGAAAUUGAAGAACCAAAUAUACAAUAUAAAAUUGCCUUCAAGGACUCUUAUAUGGAAGAGACUAUAGAAGUGGCAGAGGAAGAUAUUGCACCCUUGGUGGUCAGUGAAAGAAACUUAUUAGAGCCUUUGGUUUUGCAAAAUAAAUUUCUGUCUUCAGAAGAGUUUGGACAACCCAAGAUAAAAGGUCAAAUUGCCUGCAAGAUUACCAAUAUAGGAGAGACAAUAGAAAGAACAGAAGAAGAUCUUGCACCGCUGACAGAAACAAACAGAGCCUUUAUAGUGUCUUCAAAUGAAGUGAUUCGGCAAGAAAAAGUUUUGUCCCCGAGAGACUAUGUAGAUGUAAAAGAUGACAUUGACAGAAAGAACACUGACAUGAGUAAGACUAUAGAAGGAGCAGGGGAAGAUCUUGCAUGCUUGACAGACACAGACAGAAUUUUUAUUGAGCCUUCAGAUGCGGAGGUUUGGCCAGAGAAAGUUUUGUCAUCAAGAGAAUGUAAAGAACCCAAAAUUAAAAAAGAUGAAUUUGAGAGCAAGGCUGAUGUGGUUGAGACUGUCAAAAGAGCAGAGCCUUCACAUAAAGAGGACUGGCAAGAGAAAGUUCUGUCACCAGGAGGAAAUGAAAAACCCAAGUUGUUAAAAGGUCAAAUAGCUUGGAUGGAUACUGCAAUACAGAGUGAGACAUUAGAAAGAGCAAAGGAAGAUCUUGCACCCUUGACAGGAGCAGCUAGAGCUUUUAUAGAGCCUUUACCUAAAGAUAAAGUUCUGUCAUCAGGACAUUAUAAAGAGCCCACGAUUAAAAAAGAUGAAACUGCCUGCAUGGGUGAGACAAAAGAAAGACAAGAGGAAGAUGUUGCAGCUUUGACAGGCUUAGAAAAAGCAUUUAUAGAGCCAAUGCAUGAAGUUGUUUGGCAAGAGAAAGUUCUAUCAUCAGGACAAUAUGAAGAACCAAUGAUUAUAAAAGGUAAAAUUGCCUGGAAGAACACUGAUAUUGGCGAGAGAAUAGAAAGAACAGAGGAAGAUCUUGCACCCUUGACAGGCACAGAGGGAAAUUUAAUGGAGGUCUGGCGAGAGAAAGUUCUGUCAUCAGGAAAAUGUGAUAAACCUAAGGUUAAAAAAGAUGAAAUUUACAGGAAGAACACUGAAAUCGGUGAGACUAUAAAGGAAUCAAAGGAAGAAAUUCCAACCUUGACAGGCACAGAAAGAGGUCAAAUAGCUUGGAUGGACACUGCAAUACAGAGUGAGACAUUAGAAAGAGCAAAGGAAGAUCUUGCACUCUUGACAGGAGCAGCCAGAGGUUUUAUGGAGCCUUUACAUAAAGAGAAAGUUCUGUCAUCAGGACAUUAUAAAGAGCCCACGUUUAAAAAAGAUGAAACUGCCUGCAUGGGUGAGACAAAAGAAAGACAAGAGGAAGAUGUUGCAGCUUUGACAGGCUUAGAAAAAGCAUUUAUAGAGCCUAUGCAUGAAGUUGUUUGGCAAGAGAAAGUUCUAUCAUCAGGACAAUAUGAAGAACCAAUGAUUAUAAAAGGUAAAAUUGCCUGGAAGAACACUGAUAUUGGCGAGAGAAUAGAAAGAACAGAGGAAGAUCUUGCACCCUUGACAGGCACAGAGGGAAAUUUAAUGGAGGUCUGGCAAGAGAAAGUUCUGUCAUCAGGAAAAUGUGAUAAACCUAAGGUUAAAAAAGAUGAAAUUUACAGGAAGAACACUGAAAUUGGUGAGACUAUAAAGGAAUCAAAGGAAGAAAUUUCAACCUUGACAGGCACAGAAAGAGCCUUUAUAGAGCCUUUACAAGAAGAGUACUGGCAAAAGAAAGUUCUGUCAUCUGAUCAAUAUGAAGAAACCAAGAUUAAACCAAAAAAAAUUGACAGCAAGAAGACAGAUAUGGGCAAGACUAUAAAAAGGACAGAGGAACACCUUGCACCCUCGACAGGGACAGGCCAAACCUUAAUAGUGCCUUUGCAUACAAGCUCAACCCUAUCAGAUAAAGGGAUGUUUUCUCAAAAUCAAAUUAUAGAUUCAACACUAAAUGAAUCUAAAAAUAAGCAAACACUUGAGCUGGAACAAGCAGAGAGUAGUGGGAUAUUUCUAGAGAUGACUGAACAAAAAUCAUUUGACAUAGGUGAAAGCAGUGUACACUCUUCAAUCCAAGAUACUGUAAAAUUAGGACAAUAUGAUACGCUAAAUGUCAAGUCAGAUGAAGUCAAGACUGCAAAACAGUCAGAGGAUCUAAAGAAAAUGGUUGAACAAGAGGUAAAUAAAGACAUCUUUGAUAAACCUUAUAAAGAUGAGAAAUUACACCCUUCAGAAAUUAAGACUUUAUCUGUUGAACUAAGUGAUGAUGAUGUGAAGCUUGAGAGUAUGGCUAUGGAACUGCAACAAGGUGGUCUUGUAAGUGUAGGUGGCCAAAAAGUUCUCUUGGAUGAAGCUCUGGCACAGGGUUUGCUUCCAGGGCACACUGCUAUUAAGCUUAUGAAAAAAGCUGGUCUCUUUAAUGGUUUUCUGGAUAGUAAUGCCUGCAAGUCCCUUAGUGUUGAGGAUGUGAUGCAAAAAGGCCUGUUGGAUGAGGACUUGAUGACCUGUGUAUUUCAUUCAGAAAAGGUUUUAGCCGGUGUCAUUGAUGUGGAGCGUGGUCGCCUCUGCUCAAUUAAGGAUGCUGCUGAAGCUGGCCUGUUGGACUCCGAUACUGCUGCUCGUCUCCUUGAAGCCCAGGUUGUGUCAGGGGGAAUAGUUGACCUGCAAAGAGACAAGAAGGUAUCAGUUACCCUUGCAGCCAACCUUGGGUUAAUUGAAGAGGGUAGGAAGGAGAAGCUUCUUGCUUUGGAAAAGUCAUGUCGGGGAAAAUCUUCAGAUCCAAAUGCAAUGCAAACCAAGUUGGCACUACAGUUACAAAUGAAAGGGGUGGUGGACCCAAAAAACAAAAAGACAGUUCCACUGGAACAAGCUCUUCAGAGUGGCAUAAUUGGUCAAGAUGUGGCUCAGGCGAUUUUAAGUCAGCAGAUUGCAGAAGGUGGCAUUGUGCAUCAUGGCUCUGGUGUUCGCCUCACUGUUGUGGAUGCACUUGACCUGGGUCUCAUGGAUCACACAAUUGCUCCAAAGUUAAAAGCACUGGAAAAGGCUUUCAAGGGCCAGGCACCAACUAAUUUAGAUCCAGACACUUCACUUCUUCAAGCAUCUACAGGUUCCAUUUAUGAUGAUGCAUCAAAAAGCAGGCUUACUCUGAGUGAAGCUGUUUCUAAAGGCCUUCUAGAUGAUGAAACGGCAAAUAAAGCUAUGGACUUACCCAAUGUGAAAAGCGGAUUGUUGGACCCUCAUAACGCUCGUAUUGUGCCCUACUCUGAGCUGAUAAACCAGGGUAAAAUUGACAUUGAGACAGGACAGAGAUUCCUUGAAGUGAGACAUUUCAGGGGUGUUCCCCAUAAACAAACAAAUGAAAUGAUGACCUUACCACAGGCAAUUGAAGCAGGCCAAGUGGAUCCCAUACCUGCAGCAAGACUAUUGCAGAGUCAAGCAGAUACGGGGGGUAUCAUUAACAUUUACAGUGGAGAGCGUUUGCCUCUUCUAGAGGCUAUAAAUGAAGGCUUUGUUGAUAAAGACAUGGCUAAAUGUAUUGCCACAAAUCAAGUCUUAAAAGGGGGGCUGCUCAAUCCAGCCAGUGGACAGAAGGUCCCCAGCAUCACUGAGGCAAUUGGAUAUGGGCUUAUAUCCACAGAAAUGGCUGCUAAACUUCAAUAUGACACGUGCCAUUUAGAUGAAAAUGAGAGGAAAAGUUCCAAAAUAUCAUCCUCCUCAACAAAUGGAACCCCUUGUCCUUUUCAUCCUGAGAUGGUAUCAGAUCAGGUCAGCCCUAAUAAAAUGUUACCUGAGAAAAAUCUAUUGAGUAUACCACCACCAUCACCAUAUCUUAGAGAGGCUGAAAUAAAAGAUGCAGAUCUUCUAAAAAAAGAGGAGCUUGAACUUGACGUCGGUCCUGAUUCAGAAAGCAAGGAACAAUUGGUUGAUGCAGUGAUGGAUGACAGAAAUGAUACAUCUUUGGAGGUCCUGACUGAAUUUACCUUGAAAGCAGAGAAAAGACUUCAUCAGGCCAUUAAAGAGAUAAAGCCCACAAAAAGCAAAGAUAUCAAGUCACAGCCAAUCCAAAGCCCUGAGCAACCCCAAGAGAUUUCUGAGAUAAAAUGGCAAAAGGUGGAAGUUACGAACUCAGCAGCUUCACAUGACCACACAAUAGAGAUGGAAAUCCAGAGACAGACUGGAUUCAAUGAAUCUGCAAUUUCUAUGGCUAUUUUCUCAGAAAGCACAGAUAACAGCAAGGAACAAGUCCCAUCUACAGAGCAAACAAAAGGAGAGACAGAGAUCCAAAGACAGACAGUAAGUGAGCCUGCAACCUCUAAAGUCAUUUUCUCAGACAGUGAUGAUGGCUUGCAAAACAAGGAACAAAACCCAUCUAUAGAGCAAAUAGAAGGCCAUAGUUUUAAGCUAGAAGCAGAUCAGUUGUUGUCCAAAGCUGAGGAAAUUAAGGACAGGCAGAAGACUGGUUUGGAUCCUUGUGCUUCUACAUCCACAAGGACAGUUAAGGGACCAGGAAAGAAGAAAGGCAGAGGGAAAAAUGGUAAGCAAGCUAAAAUAGAAAAUGCUGAAAAGCCACAAGUUUCAGACGCCUCAGCCAGAAUUUUACCUAUAGAAAAAGGAGAGGUUGAUGGACAAGCCCAUUUUACCACUAGUCAAAAGCCUAUUAUGAAAGAUGACAAAGAGAAGGUGAUCGAAGUACAGCUAUCAGAGACAACCCAUGCAAGUGGUGGUAUUGCACUUGUGCCAGAGAGCGAUGGGAAUGUGCAAGGCAAAGAUUUGGAAAUGGGGAUGGAUAGAACUUCUAAUGAAACUAAGACCCCCAAACAUGAGUCUGAUCAUGAAAGCAUUGCAAAUCAGAAAGGGAAGACUCUAACACAGCAUAGUGUCACAACUAGAAAAAAAACAGACCCAGGUCAGGAAGCUAUUGAGGUAUUUAAGGACCUUGGCACUGAGAUAUCAGAAAAGAAGAGGAAGAAGAAAAGCAAAAGUAAAAAAGCAAAGCAAGUGUUUAUUGAAGGAGAAGAGAAAAGAGAUGAUGAGACUCAUAAAGAGCAGAAGACUGUGGUCCCUGAUGCACAACCUCAAAGCAAUCAGUCAGAUGAGAAAGAAAGUGAGAAGUGUGAACUUGAGAAAGCCAACCAGGCAACGGCACAGAAGGAAAUACUUUUGAUGAAAGCUAAGGAAAGCAUUCUUAGGAAGGUGUUUGAGCGAGGAGUUAGUGAAAAACAAGCUGCUGAAGAAUUAGAAGCAAUGCGUCAAAUAGCCAAUAAUGGAGAACGCUGCACGACCACGCAAGAGGAGACUUUUGUAGAAAAGACAAACAUUAAGCCUUCUCAAAGUAAAGAGGAGGGCAAUAAACUGCAGCAAGUGGGACAAGAAAUUAAAGAAAGGGUUGAAAGGUCAGUGCCAAACAUUGCAGAGGAUGUUCUACCUGGGUCUGAUACUGAUGCAUGCUCCUCAGCUAAAAAACAGGAAGAAGAUCAACAUGACAAGUGUGCAAACAUCGGAUUAAGUGCGGAUGAUAUGAAUCAGAAUAUUCCAUCUAAAAAGACCUCUAAUGACAUUGUAGAUAUAAACCAGAAAGAACUGGUUCCAAUCCAUAAUUUAGAAGGGGAAAACAAAGAAAGAACAGCAGAAGAACAAAGCAUUGAGCCAUUAUAUACAGAUGAUGAAAAGUUGAUAGACGCUAAAUUUGAACUGACCUUGCCAUCAAGCACUGCAGUGACUGACAGUGAAGUUGCUAAAUCAGAACCCCUCAAAUGUGUCCCAGUAAUGAAGGUCUCCAAAGAGCUUCAGUCAAAUGAGGUGUGUACUCCAUUACAAAUUGCCAAAACAGCAAUGAAGAAGGUAAGCAAUGAAGUUCAUCAAGAAAGAGACAAGGAGCCCCCUUUCAGUGAUUAUGAAGCCACAGAUAAACCUUCUAUUCAAGAAUGUACAAUUUCUGGACUACCCCUUAUGGAGGUGAUCCCAGAGUCUGAUAUCACACAGAAAGAAGAUGUGGAGGAAUAUGCAGAGGGUUCAGUGGAGAGGCGGCCUGAAGAAAUUCAAAAAAAUAUUGAACAAAUAAGCAGGGACACUACAAAAGCUAGCAAGUCCUCACUUGCCCGACAAGAGUGCUUAGAGCAUGACCAACAGAUUGUGGCCUUGCUCUCCAUGGUAAGACACAUCGAAGUCCGCCUUAAGCAGCAGCAACAACAGUCUGUUGGUCGAAGUCUCUCCACACUGGAUGACAUAAUCAGACAGACGGAGGUUCUUUUCCUGGAAAUUACUGACUUGGAACCAGAAGUGCUCAAGGAGACUAAAGCUGCCACACAGCUACUGGAGUCUCACCCUCAGGAUGUUCCUCCUCAGCUGCUUAUGGCCCUGAACAAAGAUGGGCGAAACUUAGCCCGGGCUUACAGUGCAUGCAGGGACCUUGCCAAGAACACUUUGCAGGGGUUACAAGCACAACGUGAUGCACAAAACGAAGCUGUAGGCAGUCAGCUGAAAUCUUUGGAAGAGCAAAUUGACAAACUUCUCAUGUGGCUUAAGGAGACUGAGACACAAAUGCAGGAAGAAACAGGGGUAGAUGGACUGACAUUGGCAGAGAUCACUCGGAAACAACAGUUGUGCAAGCAUAUACAGAAUUCUCUCGCUGCCCGAUCCAAUGAAGUCAGCAAUGUGGCUUUCAAUAUUCAGGUGUUUAUCUCUGAGUAUGCACAGGACUUGCUGCCUGAUCAGAGCAGGCAUCUCCUUGGACAGCUGGAGAAGCUACAGAGGGUCUUUCACCAGGCUGUUGGUCUCAGUCAUGCCAGGGCAGAGGCACUAUCGGCUCAGCAGACGAUAGAGAAUGAACGAAUGAAGAAAGAACUGAAAGAAAAAGAAGAGAAAAUGGAAAAAGAAAAAGAAGAGAAAAUGGAAAAAGAGAGACAAACAAGGGAUAGAGAGGUUGUGCAGCAGCAGAAGGCAGAAUGCUCUCAAAAACUGGAGAAUCUCACAAUGUGGUUGGCGGGGGCUGCCAGCCUCCUGGCCAAUCAGAAAGUUGGGGUUGAGUCAGAUGACGUGAACUCGUUACAGCAGAAGCAAAGAGAGCUAAAGGAGGCGGAGAAGGACCUUCAGAUCAAAAGUGACUUGUUGACUGAUACUAUCCGCUCAGUGGAGGAGUUCCUGUCUGACCGGGGUGACAGUCUGAGUCCUGAAGAGAGGGCUAAAUUACAAGGGGCUCUUUCACAAAUGAAGGAGCAGCACAACUCACUUACAAAAUCAAUCCACUCCUCACUAGCUCAAGUAGACACUGCCAUUGUCACAACACUGCAGCAGAACACACAAAGAGCUAAAGCAGAGGAGCAGAUGCAGGAGACACAGGAAAGUAUAGAUACACUGCUCAGAGAAUUGUCAUCAUUGGACGACUCAAAGAGGAGGUCAUUUGGUGACACCGUCACGGACACCCCGACAUCUGUAACACAAGAGAAUGCUCUGAAUUCUCACAGAGACGUGCUUCAGACCGAGCUGCAGCAGUUACAAGCUCAACAGGCUCACCUUCAGCAGGUGGCCCAGUCUGUCCGCUCCCUCCUGGAGCAACCAGACUCCAGUGUGCCACCAGAGGAGAAACAACGCUUGCGAGCAAAGCUGGACCGACUACAGAGUCAGCAUCAGGAGCGUCUCCAGAACUGUCAGGACAGACUGAGGCAGGUAGAUGCCCUCAGAGACGAGUUUGCUAAGUUUGUGCAGGAGCAUGGAAACCUGGGAACAUGGCUUGAUCAGAGUGAGCAAGAGCUACAUUCACUUGGGGAAGGGGAAACCGAUGGAAAAGGCCUAAAAGACAGGAUUGAGGAGCACAAAAAGCUUGCAGAAGAUGUCAUCUGUCACAAAGCAGACCUGCGUUUUGUGACUAUCUCUGGUCAGAAGGUUCUGGAUUCUGUCCAGGGGGCUCUGGAGAGGGUGGGCAGUACUGAUCCAACUCUGGAGGUAACCAGACAGCUAGUCAGUGACAAGCUCCAAGAUGCAACACAGCGCUACAAUUCCUUACACAGCAAGUCCUCAGAACUUGGCACCCGUCUCUCAGGUCUCCAGGAGCGAUACCAGCACUACCAAGACGAGGCUGGUUCUUUAGACACUUGGCUGAGCACUCGGGAGCAAAAUCAGAGUGUAUUUAAACCCAGCGGAGAGCAAACAGACACCCAGACAUUGCAGCGCACUCUCAGUACUGUACAGCUGUUGCAGGAUGAGUUGGCGGAGCGUUCGGUACAGCUUGAGAAGGUCAAGAGAGCAGGAAAAGAUCUGGUCAGCACUCAGGAAUCCCCAACUCUCAAAAAUGCAGAUAUUAACAAUAUUACAGAUGCUUUGGAAAAGCGCUUUGAAACCCUGUCUGAUUCCGUAUCAGUGAGAGCCAAACAGCUUCAAACAGCUGUUGCCCAAUCAGUCAGCGUCCAGGAGGGUCUUAAAGCACUGCUGGCAUGGUUAGAUGGCCUACCGUUAUCACCUGGAUCAGUCCAGCCCACUGCUCAAGCAGUUCAGGAUGCCCUUACACAAAAUCAGAAAAUACGUCAGGAGCUUCUUUCGAGGCAGGGAAGCGUGGAUGCCACCUCGGACUCUGUGUCCAAGCUCCUGAAGUCUGCAGAUGCAUCGACAGCAUCUGGCCUGCAGGGGGCACUGCAGGACUUGAGUCAGCGCUAUACAGCAGCCCAGGCCAAGCAAGCAGAUAGAGAGACUGAGUUGCGGGGACUUUUGCCCAAGUUGGAGAGUUUUGAGCGCCAGUGCGCAGACCUCCGCAGCUUCACGCAGAGUCGAGAAAGGGCUCUCAGCCCAGUGGGCCAACCAGACUGCAGUGUGGAUGACUACAGACAGACCAUAGAGGAGGUGAGAUCAGAAGUUACCCAAGAGUCAAAUCAAUUAAAAGCAUUUGUUGAGCUUGGUUCAGACCUAAGCCAAUCUGGGAUCCUUGCCAAUGUACAAAGCCUUCUGGACACCACCAAAGAGGUUUCUGAGGACUUUGCACACUUGGAAUCUAAUGUCAAAGAGAGAUUUGAUUCCAUCCAAAGCUGCGUUCAGCAACUGGCGGAGUUUCGCUCGCGCUCUGGCUCCCUCCUCAGGUGGCUGCAGUCGGUACAAGAGCAACUUCCUGCCAAAGAGCCCAACCUAAGCACAGAAGGCCUGCAGAGAAGAGCACAGCAGCUUAAAGAUUUGCUCUCAGAAUUUGAGACCCAAGGAAGCCAAGUUCAGGAGUUAAACAAGACCAGUUCACAACUUGAGAACUUGGUUAUUAACAUCACAGCCCCCAAAAACAAGGCUGGUGUUUCCCAGCUCAAUGGUGCUUCCAGCCCCAACAGUGUUAAUGGCAUUCACACCUGUAAAGACUUGACUGAGAUCCAGGUGGCAGUGGCAGAUGUGAACUGCAAGUAUGAGCAGCUGGGCAGUGACCUGAGGGAGAGGAAGGGUAGGCAAGAGGCCUCUCUUGACCUGCGGCAGAAGGCCAGGCAGAGCACUGAGGCUCUCGUCCAGUGGCUAGGUCCCCGCGAACAGAGCCUGGCACAAGGGCAGACCGCCUCUCCCUCGCGGCCAGAGGUGGUGCGUGCUCAAGCCCAAGAGACCAAGGUUUUACUUUCUGAGCUUGCCGAGCAUUCUGGGAAAGUGGAGGAUCUCAAGAACAUUCUGAAGCAGCUAAUAACAGAUAAUCCAGACUCUCCUGAAGCUGAGACAUGGAAACGUCAGCUGGAAGACAUAGACUCUCGGUGGAUGAAUGCCAAUCAGAAUGCAGCACAGAGGCAGACUGAAUUGGAGGCGUGUGCUGAUAGGCUGGGUAGUUUUGCAGCAGCAGCCAGUCAAUUAGGACCAUGGCUACGAGAGAAAGAGCUGAUGAUGAGUGUAUUAGGCCCACUGAGUAUCGACCCCAACAUGCUCAACACACAGAAACAGCAAGUGCAGUUCAUGCUACGUGAGUUUGAGACACGGCAACCCCAGUUUGACCAGCUGACUCAGGCGGCAGAGGGAAUCCUCUCUCCGACUGGAGACGAGGGUUCUAGAGAUGAACAGGACCUAGAGGAGGUGAGGCAGGAGCUGGCAGACAUUUCACAGCAGUGGGGAGACCUCACCUCUCGCCUCACGGGCCGCUCGCAGAAGAUCGACCAGGCACAGGGAACCAGCGAGCACUACCUAGCCCUUCUCAGGGAGCUGUCUCAGAGUGUGGCCAAUCUAGGGGAGAGACUGGAUGCGCAGGCCUCUCUAAGCGCUCAACCCGAAGCCCUACGCCGUAGGCUUCAGGAAACAGGGGAGAUCCGCUCUGAGCUGGAACAGAGACGGGGUCAACUGGCCCAGGCUGAGCAGCUGUGUGAGGAGCUCAGCACAAUUGUGGCCGAACCGUAUCUCAGAGAUGAGUUACACAAGAGACUGGAGAGUGUGAGCGGCCCCCUCAAGAACCUAGAAGAACGGGCUGCUGAUGGCUUGUCCCAGCUGCAGGCCGCCCUGUCCAGCACUCAACAGUUCCAACAGAUGUUUGACGAGCUUCGUGGCUGGUUGGAUGGGCAGGAUGGGAGUCACACAGCUGGUAUUUCUGAUGCUCUCCCUUGCCAACCUGACACUUUGAAGACCCUUCUCGCCCAACAAGAGGAUCUCCAGCGAGCCAUGGCACAACAACGUGGAUCCUAUGAGCUCAUCCAGGCUGAGGGGGCAUCUCUACUGGCAUCCCUCCCUGCUGGAGAUGAGCGAUUAGCCCUACAGACUCGAUUAAACACCUUACGGCAAGACUGGGAGGGCAUGAACCAACAGACCACUGAGAAACACUGUCGAAUAAAAGAGACGCUGUCCCGUGCUGAGCUGUACCAACAACAUCACAAUGAGCUUGUACCUUGGGUUGCAGAAUGUGAGGAAAGGGAGGCAGAGAUCCACCCAUCACUGGAUCCCGCCGCCUUAGACGAGGCUUUGCAAAAGGCUAGACAGUUGAGUAUGGACUUAGAUCGUCGUCGCCCCCUCUUAGAGUCUCUGAACACGGCAGCAGAUCAGCUGCUGGAGCAGAGCUGUGUUGGUGAAGAAGAAGUGAGGGAUGAAAAGGCUCAGCUUAAUCGCAGGGUAGACAGCCUCUCUGAGCGACUACAGGGACGCACGGCUCAGCUAGAGGAGUUGGGAAGCAGACUGAAGGAGUUUGAAGAUGGCAGACUGGCUGUGGAGAGAAGGCUCGAAGCAGCCAAGCAUCAGAUCGAGGUUCAGGAGGCACUUGGGCCACAAGCUUGUAGCAACAAAAGCCUGGAGCGUUUGCGUAGCCAACAGGAACUGUUAAACUCUGUACAGCCGCAGGUGGUGUACCUGCGAAACCUGGCUCAGGGGCUGCUGCAGGACGCACCCGAGAUAUCCGGGGCCGGCGAAGAUGGCGGCCAGAGGCUAAUGCAGCAGGCCUGUGAUACCGAAAAAGAGUUUGAAGAAGUUACUGAGAAGACUGAGCAAUGCUGCUCAUCCUUGGAGUCCCGGUUGCAGGGCGUGGGAGAGGUCCAAUCACAUGUUCGAGAUAUUUUCUCCCGCCUGGCUGAUUUGGAUGAUGAGCUGGACAGCCUUAGCCCUGUGGGACGAGAUGCUGACUCCUUGGCUUCACAGGCUGACGCUGUCAGGGGCUUCCUGAGCCGACUUGAUGCCCUCCGUGCCGAGCUGGAGGGUCAUGGUGGGGAAUGCACAACUAUGCUGCGCAGAGAGGGGAGCUCUCCUGAUCUUCUGGCCCUGAGGAGAGAAACCGAAGCCCUAAACCGACAGGCAGGCAAGCUGACAGAGCGAGGCCAGAACCGUCUGGCACUCAUAGGAGCAGCAGAAGAACGUGUUAAGGAGUUCUACGCCCGACUGGCUGACCUACAGGGGUUGCUGGGACGGGCAGAGGAGGUGCUGAACACACAGGCCGUCGUUGGGACAGAAGUGGAGGUCAUUAAACAGCAACUUCAAGAAUUUAAGGCAGUGGAAAGGGAGCAGUUUGACAGCAUUCAGCCUAAACUGCAGCAUGUCAACGCUGUGGGUCAAGGUCUUAUCCAGAGUGCAGCCAAACACACCGACACUCAGGCCCUGGAACAUGACUUGGAGACCACCAACCUGCGCUGGAACUCCCUCAACAAGAGGGUUGCUGAAAGAAUCGCACAGCUGCAGGAGGCCCUGUUGCACUGUGGGAAGUUCCAAGAUGCUCUAGAGCCACUCUUGAGCUGGCUGAGUGACACAGAGGAGCUCAUAGUCAAUCAGAAACCUCCAUCCGCUGAGCACCGUGUGGUCAAGGCACAAAUUCAGGAGCAGAAGCUGCUGCAACGGUUGCUGGAUGACCGCCGUGGGACGGUAGAGAUGAUCAGGGCAGAAGGAGAGCGUAUCGCUGCUACGGCCGAGACACAAGACAGAGACAAAAUCCAGAAACAACUUAAGAGCCUAGGAGAGAGAUGGACAAACCUGCUGGAAAAGGCCAGCGCCAGGCAACGGCAGCUAGAGGAGCUGCAGGUGUUGGCGCUGCAGUUCCAUGAGGCCGUGGAGCCCCUCGGGGAAUGGUUGAGCGCAACAGAGAGACGUUUGAGCUCCGCUGAGCCAAUGGGAACCCAGACCUCCAAAAUCACACAGCAGAUUGUACGGCACAAGGCUCUCCAUGAGGAGGUGUCCUCUCGGGAGAAUGAUGUAGACCAUCUUGAGAUGCUCAGCCAAUCACUGCACCCGCUCAGCUGUGUGGCUGAUCAAGAUUGGCUGGGCGAUCGUGUGGCGGCAGUGCGCAAUGGGCAUACAGAGCUGCGUGAUUGGUGCGAUCGGAGAGAGGCCAUGCUGGAGCAGGCCCUGGCCAAUGCACAGCUAUUUGGAGAGGACGAGGUGGAAGUCCUUAACUGGCUAGCUGAGGUGGCCCAGAGACUGGCUGAAGUUUCAGUACAGAGUUAUCAGCCGGAGCUACUAGAGCUGCAACACAAACACACACUGGCUCUUAAUGAAGAGAUUAUCAGCAGGAAGAAGACAGUGGACCAGGCCAUCAAGAAUGGACAAGCUCUGCUUAAACAAACCACUGGUGAGGAGGUCCUGUUGAUCCAGGAGAAGUUAGAUGGUAUCAAAAGCCGCUACGCAGAGAUGACAGCGGGCAGCAGCAAGGCCCUUCGUAUUCUGGAACAGGCCCUUCAGUUGGCCACACGAUUUGCUAGCUCACACGAUGACAUCAACCAAUGGUUGGAUAGCGUGGAGGCGGAGCUUAACAACGUUGAGGCAGAUACAACACCAGCCUAUCAGGACAGACAGAGGGAGCUGAAGUGCGUGUCUGCUGAGAAGAGGCUAGUUCUGGACACUGUAAAUGAGGUAGGCAGUGCUUUACUGGAUCUGGUGCCCUGGCGUGCACGGGAAGGCCUUGACCGCCUGGUCGCCGAUGCCAAUCAGCGCUACCGCCAAGCAGACGAGACCAUCACACAGAGAGUGCAGUUAGUGCAGGCUGCCAUCCAAAGGUCACAGCAGUAUGAAGAGGCAGUCGAUGCGGAGCUGACCUGGGUUGGAGAGACAGAGAGGAAGUUAGCGUCUCUGGGGCCUCUGAGUCUGGAGCCCGAUGUGACUGUGACACAGCUCCAGGUGCAGAGAGCCUUUAACAUUGACAUCAUCCGUCACAAAGACACCGUGGACCAACUUCUUAAGACACGAGAGGACAUCCUAGAGAGCUGCAGUGAACAGCAGAGAGAGGCUCUGAAGAUGAAGACGGACUCUUUAAGUGCUCGUUAUGAAGCAGUAAAUCAGAGUCAUGCUGAGCGCUUCUCAGCUCUGGAGCAGGCUCAGGUGCUGGUGGCUCGUUUCUGGGAGACACAUGAGGAACUUGAACCCUGGCUGGGCGAGACCGAGACUCUGAUUGCCCAGCUACCCCUUCCCGCCAUCGACACAGAGGCACUCAGACAACAGCAAGAACAGAUGAGGCUUCUGAGAGAGUCCAUCUCUGAGCACAAGCCACACAUAGACAAACUGCUAAAGAUCGGCCCACAGCUGGCAGAAUUGAGUGCCCAGGAAGGAGCAACAUUGAGACAACGUUUUAAUGAAGCAGAGAGACGUUACAUCAGAAUCAAAGAAGACGUCAAAAGUAGAGCCACAGCACUGGAUGAAGCAGUGUCACAAUCUGUCCAGUUCCAUGAUAAAAUGGACCCUCUGUUGGAGACUCUGGAAGGGGCAGUCCAGCGCUUGCGGCUGCCCCCUCCAGUGGCCGCUGAGGUGGAAAAGAUCCGGGAACAACUGACAGAGCACCGGGCUACAGGACUAGAGCUGGACAAACUCCUGCCGUCUUUCAGCGCCCUGUGUACCCGAGGAGAAGAGCUCAUCAGCCGAGCCCCACACGAUGAUCCUGCCGCACAGGCGGUGCGUUCACGACUCUUGCGUCUGCGCUCUCUGUGGGAUGAAAUCAGGCAGAGGGCGGAGGAAAGAGAAGGUAAACUCCAGGAUGUGUUAGAUCUCGCCGGAAAGUUCUGGGCUGACAUGGGCGCUCUGCUGAGCACGCUCCGUGACUCUCAGGACAUCGUGAAAGAGCUGGAGGACCCGGGGGUGGAUCCCUCACUCAUAAAACAACAAAUAGAGGCAGCAGAGGCCAUUAAGGCAGAGACAGAUGGGCUGAGGGAAGAGCUGGAGAUCGUACAAACUCUUGGAGCUGACCUCAUCUUUGCCUGUGGAGAGACAGAGAAACCAGAGGUCAAGAAAACCAUUGAUGAGAUGAAUGCCGCCUGGGAAGGUUUGAACCGCACGUGGAGAGAGAGAAUGGAGAGACUUGAAGAGGCCAUGACGGACUCUGUGCAGUACCAGGAUGCUCUUCAGGGCAUGUUUGACUACUUGGACAACGCUGUCAUCAAAUUGUGUGACAUGCCAGCUGUGGGGACAGACCUCAGCACUGUCAAACAACAGAUAGAGGAGCUCAAGCAAUAUAAAGUUGAGGUGUACCAGCAGCAGAUUGACAUGGAGAAGCUUAGUCACCAAGGAGAGCUGCUGCUCAGGAAAGUGAGCGACCAAACAGACCGAGACAUGAUUCAAGAGCCUCUCACUGAGCUACGCCACCUGUGGGACAACCUGGUGGACAAAAUCACAAUCAGACAGCACAAACUGGAGGGUGCGCUCUUGGCUCUAGGUCAGUUCCAGCAUGCUCUCUCUGAGCUGCAGUCUUGGCUCAGUCACACGCACGCCACACUGGACACCCAGCGACCCAUCAGCUCUGACCCCAAGGCCAUCGAAAUUGAGCUGGCUAAGCAUCAUGUUUUAAGAAACGAUGUGCUGUCCCAUCGGGCCACUGUGGAGACAGUGAACAGAGCGGGCUCUGAGCUGCUGGAGUCCAGUCCUGGAGACGAAAUCAACCACCUGAGAGACCAGCUGGAUGAGCUCAACCGUAGCUGGAAGAACCUUCUGCUGAAGACUGAUGAGAGGCAGAAGCUUUUGGAAGCUGCCCUGCAACAGGCGGAGGGUUUCCAUGGAGAGUUGGAGGAGUUUCUGCAGUGGCUCAGACGCACAGAGAGUCAGCUGUCCGCUGCCAAACCCACAGGUGGCCUGCCUGAGACUGCCAGAGAGCAGCUGCAGCAACACAUGGAGCUCCAGGCUCAGUUGACCCACAGGGGUGAGCAGUAUCAUCGACUGCUGGAUAAGGGAGAGUCCAUUCUUCUGGCCAGAGGAGGGGAGGAUGCUGGACCUGGUACCACCCAGACCCAACAGAACCUGGCCUUGCUAACGAACAAGUGGGCCAGUUUCAAUGCCAAAAUGGAUGACAGAAGGGGUAAACUGGAGGAAGCGGUCUCAUUGGCGACAGGAUUCCAAUCCUCCCUCCAGGACACCAUUAACUGGCUGACACAGGCAGAGCAGACUCUCAACAUGGCUCAGCCACCCAGUCUCAUUCUCGACACUGUCCUAUUCCAGAUAGAUGAGCACAAGGUCUUUGUGAAUGAGGUGAACACUCACAGAGAGCAGGUUCUGGCUCUAGAGAAAGCUGGCUCUCAGCUGCGAUUUGCCAGUCUCAAACAGGAUGUGGUUCUCAUCAAGAACCUGCUGCUCAGCGUACAGGCCCGCUGGGACAAACUUGUGCAGAGAUCACUAGACAGAGGACGCCACCUCGAUGAGGCCCGCAAGAGAGCCAAACAGUUUCAUGAGGCCUGGAGGAAGCUGACAGACUGGUUGGAGGAAGCAGAGAGCAGACUGGACUCUGAACUGGAAAUCUCUAAUGAACCUGACAAGAUUAAAAUCCAACUGGCCAAACAUAAGGAUUUCCAGAAGUCUCUUGGCUCCAAGCAGCCAGUGUAUGACACCACAGUGCGCUCUGGGAAGGCCAUGAGAGACAAGGCCACACUGCCGUCAGACACACAAAAACUGGAUCAUUUGUUGGGCGAGGUCCGUGACAAAUGGGACACGGUGUGUGGAAAGAGCGUGGAGAGGCAACACAAGUUGGAGGAAGCCCUCUUGUUCUCAGGUCAGUUCGCUGAGGCUCUCCAGGCACUUGUUGACUGGCUGUAUCGUGUGGAACCUCAGCUUGCAGAGGACCAGCCUGUCCAUGGAGAUCUGGAUCUCGUUUCCAACCUCAUGGAUUCUCAUAAGGUCUUCCAGAAGGAGCUGGGGAAAAGGACCAGUAGUGUGCAGGCUCUGAAGCGGUCCGCCCGAGAGCUGAUGGAGACGGGCCGGGACGACACCGCCUGGGUCAAAGUUCAACUGCAGGAGCUUAGCAACCGCUGGGAAACAGUCUGUGCCCUGUCCGUUAUAAAACAGACUCGCCUCCAGCAGGCUCUCAAACAGGCAGAGGAGUUCCGCACAGCUGUUCAGAUGUUGCUGGAGUGGCUGUCAGAGGCGGAGCAAACAUUGCGUUUCCGUGGCGUCCUGCCAGAGGAGGUGGAGACUCUGCAGGUGCUACUGCACACGCACCGAGAUUUCAUGCAGACGGUGGAAGAGAAGAGAGUGGAUGUGAAUAAAGCUGCUGGCAUGGGCGAAGCCAUUCUAGCUGUGUGCCACCCAGACUGCAUCACCACCAUCAAACACUGGAACACCAUCAUCAGAGCUCGCUUUGAAGAGGUGCUGACAUGGGCCAAACAGCAUGAGCAGCGCUUGGAGACGGCUCUGGCUGAAUUGCUCAACAAUGCUUCACUACUGGAGGAGCUGUUGUCAUGGCUACAGUGGGCAGAGACCACACUGGUGCAGCGUGAUACUGAACCACUCCCGCAGGACAUCCCUCAACUGAAGACACUCAUCACAGAGCAUCAGGUGUUUAUGGAAGAGAUGACCCGAAAACAGCCUGAUGUUGACAAAGUUACAAAGACAUACAAGAGGAAACCAGCAGAACAUCCCAGCAGUCUGUCAGACAGGAGAGGGGCCCGGAAACACCAGCAGCAGCAGCAACAACAGCAUUCGGUACAGGUAACCGGUGGUAACCCUCGCCUCACCCAGCUCUGCUCUCGCUGGCAACAGGUGUGGCUGCUCGCACUCGAUCGCCAGCGAAAGCUCAAUGAUGCCCUCGACAGACUAGAAGAGCUUAAAGAGUUUGCCAACUUUGACUUUGAUGUGUGGAGGAAGAAAUACAUGCGCUGGAUGAACCACAAGAAGUCUCGCGUCAUGGACUUCUUCAGACGCAUCGACAAGGACCAGGAUGGAAAAAUCACACGCCAGGAGUUUAUCGAUGGCAUCUUGGCAUCAAAGUUCCCAACCAGCAAGCUGGAGAUGACUGCUGUUGCUGAUAUCUUUGACCGUGAUUGUGAUGGCUACAUCGACUACUAUGAAUUUGUAGCUGCUUUGCACCCCAACAAAGAUGCUUACAGACCCACAACAGAUGCUGAUAAAAUCGAGGAUGAGGUCACCAGACAAGUGGCUCAAUGCAAAUGUGCCAAGAGGUUUCAGGUGGAGCAGAUCGGAGAGAACAAGUACAGGUUCUUCCUUGGGAAUCAGUUCGGAGACUCACAGCAGCUGCGUCUUGUGCGAAUCCUGCGCAGUACAGUCAUGGUUCGUGUUGGAGGUGGCUGGAUGGCGCUGGAUGAAUUCUUGGUGAAGAACGACCCUUGUCGAGUGCAACAUCCAGGGCUAAAAAUCCUGCGUUCUGACUCCAGCAGCUCCAUAUCAUCUCGCAUAGUGACGGUUACUCCUGGCUAUUUCUGCUGCAGAGCUCGUGGACGCACCAACCUGGAGCUUCGAGAGAAGUUCAUUCUUCCAGAGGGAGCUACGCAGGGUCUGGCGGCCUUCCGGUCCCGGGGGCGUCGAUCCAAACCUUCGUCGCGCACGGCCUCACCCACCCGCUCGUCUUCGUCGGCGUCGCACAGUGCCCACAGCUGCGCCUCUCUGCCCUCUGCACCCGCAACUCCCACAGCAUCCUCAAGGUCCUCCCAAUCCCAAUCUCGUGACUAUGCCAAGCCCUGGCUGGCACACAGUAAAACUCCAACUCCAACCAAGUGCCAGUCCUGCCCAGAGCACAGCCAGACCCCUGGGCAUGAGGGAGGCUCCACAACUAAACUGAAGAGACCAACUUUCCAUUCCAGCCGUGGCUCCUUAACUGGUGAGAACGGUGGAACACCAACCGCUGCUAAACCUGGACGCUCCGACACCAAACGCACUCCGUCCUCGACGAGCGGCCCAGCCAGUCGCGCAGGGAGCCGCGCCGGGAGCCGAGCCAGCAGCCGAAGAGGCAGCGACGCUUCAGACACGUCUGAGCUCAUGGAGACCCACUCGGCUUGCUCCGAUACCUCAGACACCCCUCGCCGGCCUGGGGCCAAACCCUCCAAAAUCCCCACCAUCUCCAAGAAGACCCCUAGCCCCAAAACACCAGCGGGCAAGAAAUGAAGUCUGUGACUGACUCUGAAGGUGGUUCUGAUUUAACCAGCAGGAGGAGAACACAACACCGGACUCUCACCUCUCCAGCGCCCGCACACUGCUACACCACCCAGAUUAAUACCUACCAUAAUGCUGCCUUAUUUGUGUUCUACAUCAUGUCCUUAAUUUAACCGACAUUCGUUUUCUUGAAUGUGCGAUGGAGAGCAUCCUGUGUGAGCAGAUAUACACAGAGGGACAUCAAUUCUGCAUCAGGGGUUUCCACUAUUCAUCACUAUGAAUAUGCAACCGCCCGUCACUCUCCAAACCUCAUCAGACAUGCAUGGUUGUCACUUUGGAGAUGUUUGGUUGGACACACUCGCCCUCUCCAGAUGUAUACAGACCAGCUGGCCUCUCGCCCACAGGUGUCUGUACCACUGCUAACAAGAGGAAGUCAAUUAAAAACUGAGACCUUUUCCUCCUCGGCACUUGGACUUUUUGGACUCUUGUGUGUGUGUGUGUGUGUGUGUGUGUGUGUGUGUGUAUGUGUGUGGUAGUUCCUGUCAUGGUAAAUUAACGCAGUAAUAAGGAGAGGAAGUGGAGGACGACACAUAUCUCAGCCUUGUGACGAGAAGACUAGAUCCUUCACGUCACACGCGAUCCUUUUAAAGGAGCCCCUAUUGCACACAGCACACGAGUUUCAUGCACUCGCACCCACAGUCUUCUUCGCAGUCUAGUCGUGUCCUUUUGUUACAGACAUCAUGUUACAGAGCUUUUCCACAGUAUGCAAAAAUGAUUACAAUUGUGAAUGUUUGUUUCAUGGUUAAUUUAUAAUCUUGACGUUUUGUUUGUUUUCUAGAGUAAAGAGCUGUAUUUAUUUGUGAUUGCAGUAUCAUAUCAACUCUUGAGAAUGACUAGUAUUAACACAAGCGGAAUCACUCUUCUCUUUGUUUUUGUACAUCCGCUCCUGACGUAAUGAAUUGCUUUGACUGAUCAUUUCUGAUGUUAACUGACCAGGAAGCUUACUGAUUCCAAUGGUGGCCUUUUUGCCGGUGACUACACACUUUAGAUGACGUCAAAAGUGGCUUCCUACUCGUUCUUUCGUGAAGGAAGCGUCCUAAAUAAUGGAUGAUGGGGGCGGCUCGCGCAGCCCCCGUUAAAAACAGCGCUUUGAAUCUUGUCUUUGACAAGCUGAAGUAUAUGAAUACCUGAAGAAAGGUGAUUUUUAUUUAUUUAUUGUGUCAUUUGGAGGGGGGUGAGGGCUAUGAAAGGAUCCACCUUUUGAUUGUGUUACUCUUUUGACAUGACUGAGAGAAACAGGGGUGCAAUUGUGUAUAAGUAAAGAAGCUAUGAUUAUAAAUCCUUUUUGUUCUCUUUUGUAUUAAAACAAUGCUUGCAGUACAA